CUGGUCUGCCUCACCAUGGUGUUUCCUCCCCCAGCAGAGUUCUGCCGCAUCGACAAGCCACUGUGCCACGACGAGGAUGAGCAGCUCAGCUUUGAGGCCGUCCGCAACAUCCACAAGCAGAUGGACGACGAUGCCAACGGCAAUGUGGACGUGGAGGAGAGUGAUGAGUUCCUGAGAGAGGACCUGAAUUACCACGACCCCACCGUCAAGCACAGCACCUUCCAUGGUGAAGACAAACUCAUCAGCGUGGAGGAUCUUUGGAAGGCCUGGAAGACCUCUGAAGUGUACAACUGGACAGUUGACGAGGUGGUGCAGUGGCUCAUUACCUACGUGGAGCUGCCACAGUACGAGGAGACCUUCAGAAAGCUGCAGCUGAGCGGACACGCCAUGCCCAGAUUAGCAGUGAACAAUGCCACCAUGAUGGGGACUGUCCUGAAGAUGACAGACCGCAGCCAUAGGCAGAAGCUGCAGCUGAAGGCUUUGGACACUGUGCUCUUUGGUCCUCCUCUCUUGACACGACACAACCACCUGAAGGACUUCAUGCUGGUGGUGUCCAUCGUCAUCGGGGUGGGCGGCUGCUGGUUUGCCUACAUCCAGAACCGUUACUCCAAGGAGCACAUGAAGAAGAUGAUGAAGGACCUGGAGGGCCUUCACAGGGCUGAGCAGUCCCUCCACGACCUGCAGGAGAGGCUGCAGAAGGCCCAGGAGGAGCAUCGCUCCGUGGAGGUGGAAAAGGUGCACCUGGAGAAGAAGCUGCAGGAUGAGAUCAGCAUCGCCAAGCAGGAGGCGCAUCGGCUGCGAGAGCUGCGGGAGGGCACUGAGAAUGAGCUGAGCAGGCAGAAGUAUGCAGAGCAGGAGCUGGAGCAGGUCCGUAUGGCUCUGAAGAACGCCGAGAAGGAGCUGGAAUCACACUGCAGCUGGGCUGCCCCCGAGGCCCUGCAGAAGUGGCUGCAGCUGACCCACGAGGUGGAGGUGCAGUACUACAACAUCAAGAAGCAGAACGCGGAAAAGCAGCUCCUGGUGGCCAAGGAAGGGGCUGAAAAAAUUAAGAAGAAGCGCAACACUCUGUUUGGAACAUUUCAUGUUGCUCACAGCUCGUCUCUAGAUGAUGUGGAUCAUAAAAUCUUAACUGCAAACUCUGCGCAGGGACAGGGAGAGACCAAAGGUUUGGAGCAGGGCAGCAGCACAGAGCACCCAGAGUUAGGCAGCAGCAGGAAGAUGCUCAGGGCUGCUGCUCCCCACAGUCACUUCUUUCUCUCCCCCCACCCCCCAGACGCAGCCUGGCUCUUUGGGCGCAGGUUCAGCGAUCGCUCGUCUCUGUCCUCGGAGGAUCAGUCCCUGUGGAAAUACCCUGCUCCUGCUUUGCCCAGCACCGUUCGCCAGCGCCUGGUGGACCCCCAGCACGGCCACGGAUCUCAGAGGUUGGUAGAGAGUUACGUGCACAGCCAGCAUGAGCCGGGCCAGCCUGCCCAGCACCCGGCGGGCCGAAUGUCCCUCCGUCGAAUGCACAGCCUCUCCUCCGGACAGUCUUUCAGUUCUGACCUUCCUGGCACCGCUCCGUCAUCCACCACAGCCACCUCUUGCUCCUCAUCCGCCACUCCUGCACCUGCUUCCCAUGUCCACCCUCUCUAUCACCAUCACACCACCUCUUAUUUCCUUCAGAUGGACUCCAACCCCGAUCUGCCCCCUCCUGAUGUCACCUCUGGAGCUCGCUGUGGCACUGAGAGCUUUGGAGACCUGACGCGCUGCGACUCCGAGUCGUCCAUCCCGCACCUGAGCGAAGCGCAGCGCCUGCCCAGCGCCGCCCCCAAGCUGCUGGCCGCCCGGCCCGCUCUGCUCACCCGAUCCAUCGAGGAUGCCGGACCCGGGCACACCCCAAACGGAGGCAGCCGACACGCGGAGCCCCCCGGCCCGGAGCGACCGUCCGAGAGCCCCUCGGUGAUGAAGAAGAUGAUGAUGGUGAACCACGGCAUGGAGAAAUCCUCCAGCCUGGGGGAGAUCGGCCACCCGGCGGCCUCCAAGCACAGCCACUCGGAUUCCUCGCGGUCGCACAGCCCCAGCUCCACCGACCCCGACACCCCAUCCCCCAUCUCUGACUGCCGGCCCAACAGCUCCAAGAGCACCCGCAUCCCGCAGCUGGCUGCCAAGAAGGGCGCAGGGGAUGAGGACGGCAGCCUGACGGGCGACGAGAUCGACCCGGGCCAGAGCAAGAAAAAGUUCCCCCUAAAGAUCUUCAAGAAGCCCAGGAAAUAGAGGGGGAGGGCGGAGGAACCCCACGGAGCGACCCGCUGGCACCGGGGGAGCGCGCCCGGCCCCGGGCGUUGGGAACCGCGUCCCCGCGGCGAGAGGAGCUAUUUAAACUUAUUUAUUGGCCGGGCUGAGAAGCCAGAAGGCAUCUGCUCCCCCCCCCGAAGGCGACAGCCGCCCUGUCUCACCCCCCCUCCCCGUCGCUGUAGUCCCUGGCUUUGCUGUGCAUGGCUUCCAGUUAUCCGCCUCCGCUCGGCCACACGGCGUAUUUGGGUUUGGUUUCAAUGCGGUUUUAUUUGUAUUUUUCUAUUUUUUACCUUUUCUUUUUCGGUUCUUCUGCCUCCGCCCGCCCUGCGCACAGGUCGGGGCGGCCGGGGGUCGGGGGGGCCGGGGGGAUGGAUGCCCUCCUGGCUCCCGAUGGGCUCUGAGCCCCCUCCCCGUGGUGCUGCGUUCUCCUGCUCGCACCCCAGCAGCGCUGCCCGCUGGGGUCACCGGGGAUGGAGCUGGGGCACAGCAGCCGCCUGUAGCUCCGUGUGUCUGCCUGGAGAGGGCCGGGUUGGGCUCGGCUUCGGGGCUGGGGGCGGCGCAGACGGAUGGCCGCACUGUGGGGUGGGCUGUGUGCCCCACAGGCGUGGGCGUAUGGGGCGAGCGGAGGCCCAGCGGGUGCCUGAGGCCGCCGGAGCUGCUUUGCUCAGGGCUGAUCUUUGCCCUGGCGCUCGCUGCCCUGCCCGGCCCCCCGCACAGCACCGCUAUGGGGGGCCGCUGCCCCGAGGCCGACCCAGACCCACUGAGUGCAGAGGUGAGGGGAUGCCGGCAGCCUCUGGGGCCGUGCUUUGUGCCGGAGGAACGUAUCCACAUACAUUACCAAUACGGGAAGGGCUGGAAAGGUGUUUUUCGUUUCGUAGGUGGUAGUUAGACAAUGACACUGUUGCUUUGAGAUAAGUGAAAAUUUCCUCUCAGUGACUUUAAGUGCCUGCAGUGCCCAAUGCUGCGCUCCGGGCGCUGCUCCCGGAGGGGGGGUCGGAGAUCCACGGAGCGGAACUGGUGGUGACGCCUCUGCCAACUCGAUUUAUUUUAUUUUAUUUUUGGGUCAUUUCAUAAAACUUUUAAAUCCAAUAAAGCAUGUAGUCUAUUUUA
Meleagris gallopavo (turkey) is the source of this 3384-nucleotide messenger RNA. The record is from RefSeq and is a predicted model, not a curated record. NCBI's taxonomy places the organism in Eukaryota, Metazoa, Chordata, Aves, Galliformes, Phasianidae.